This is a messenger RNA of Gopherus flavomarginatus (Mexican gopher tortoise), 3143 nucleotides long. It is a transcript of the gene FAM120B, whose product is annotated as family with sequence similarity 120B. NCBI's taxonomy places the organism in Eukaryota, Metazoa, Chordata, Testudines, Testudinidae. Bases 339 to 2483 code for a protein of 714 amino acids. The record is from RefSeq and is a predicted model, not a curated record. The transcript has 11 exons. Gene Ontology annotation, cellular component: nucleus.
AGGGGCCCACCCCCAGAGCGGGCAGAGCCGUCCCUGACGGGGUCUCCCACCGCCCCCGGGGCCAGCCAGAGCCAGGACACUCCCCCCCCCCCCACACACACACACACGGCCUGUGCCCUCGCCGCGGGGAGGGCAGACAGCGCUUCCACAUCGCCCCCGGCUGCCCGCAGCGCUCCCCGCCCGCAGGGAGCAGCCCGGGGGGGACAGAGCAGCGCUCGCCACCUGGUGUGUGUUUCCUGGCAGUUGUGACCCGGGACCAGCCCCAGGAACAGGCCUGUACCGGGCCGUGCGGGCUUGGCGACAGAUUCCUCAGAGAAUUCGUCUUAAAAAGAGCAACUAUGGGCAUUAAAGGUUUGCAGUGGUUUGUGACAAACGCUUGCCCUGAUGCAUGUACAAUGGUAAAUCUGAAGGAAAUGGCAGAAAAACAUCACAUCAGUCAUCCUGACUCCUCUCCUGUAAUUGUGGUAGAUGCCAUGGGUUGUAUUCGACACUGGUACACACCAGAAUCCUGGGUCUGUGGUGGCCAGUGGCAAGAGUACCUUGCUAAUUUGCAGGAUUUUAUUAAAGCUUUUAUGGCAGUUGAUAUCAAGCUGGUGUUCUGCUUUGAUGGUGUGGUAGAGCAGAAAAAGAGAGAUGAAUGGGUCAAACGAAGAUUGAAGAACAACAAAGAAAUAGCCAGAAUCUUUCAGUUCCUCAAAUCCUAUAGACAGCAACCAGGGAGAGGGAUGUUCUUUAUUCCUUCAGGGUUGGCAACUUUUACACGCUUUGCCUUAAAGUCUCUUGGUCAAGAAACAAUAUGUUCAUUGCAAGAGGCAGACUAUGAGGUGGCCACUUAUGGGCUGCAAAAUAAUUGCAUGGGAAUUCUUGGACAAGAUACCGACUACCUCAUCUAUAACACCUCUCCCUAUUUUUCUAUUAAUAAGCUCUGCUUGGACAGGAUGGUCACUGUUAUGUACUCUAGAGAAAACCUCUGUCAUGCACUGGGCCUCAACAUAACAGACCUCCCUAUUUUUGCUUGCCUGCUUGGGAAUGAUAUAGUUCCAGAAGACAUUUUGGAGGGUUUCUGGCAGAAAUGUGUAGCUUCAUGUCCUUCAAAGAGCCAGAGCUAUGACAAAAGGGCUAAAAUAAUUCGAGCUGUAGCAAGCUACAUAUCAAGAAUUCCAUGUUCAUAUGGUAGCCUGAAAGACUUGGAAGAAAUGCUACCUUUGGCAUCAGACAAGAAAUUACUUUACAGGGGAGUGGAGUCCUAUCUCUUGCCUGGCCAACAGUCUCCAUGGCUUCCCCCCAGUGUAUCAAAUUCUCAAAUUCUCAAGCAAGAAACAGCCAUAUGUCUAGAUCAGGAGAUCUUUCAGCUAGCUAAAGAGCAACACGUCAGAGCUGAAAAUUAUAUGGUGUACAAUGUCCUCAGUAAAGGAGAGGUUGAAUGCAGCAAUACAUUGGAAGAUGAACUUGAUACAGAACUUCCUGGACAGGCACUUAUCUACCGUCCAGUUCGACAACAUAUUUAUUCUGUUCUGCUGCAGUCCGGAAAAGACACCUGUGGAGCCUAUCCUAUAGUAAAGGAGUGGUUUGUGUACUUUGGGAAUCCAAUGGAGCAACCAGACCUCAUACAACCUAUACAGCUUGACAUCCCAGGUGGAACACCUAGUUUGAGAACAUUGUGGCUCACUAAAGGACCAGAGGUGCAAACGCUACGGUAUAGCGUGUUUCUGGCAUGCUUUCACCUUCAGGACAUGGUGGAGGAGUUCCAGUUGCUGGACGCACCUGUUGCAGCUGUCUGCUGUCUGCUGAUUUACCUUACCCUGCAGGUGGACAGUCUCUCUCUGGAGGACUUGAAUGCAUUUGUGGCUCACACUCUGUGCCUUCAGGGGAAGUCAGCUGCUCAGCUAGCAGGUUUGCAGCUUGCCCAGGUUGAUUCCAGAGCUGUACAGCUUGGUUCUCUCUUCAUUCGUGGUCUUACAACUUUGAUUAUGGCCAAUAGUGCCUGUGGCUUUCCAAUGAAUAUGGAUGAUUUGAUGCCCUGGAAGGUGUUUGAUGGAAAGCUUUUUCAAGAGAAAUAUCAGCAGUCACACAGAGGGAGUUCUUUGGAGGAGCUCUUGGAGGGCAAUGGAUCUUUGCACAUGCAGUUCCAGAAUCUGAAGUCAUUCAUUUGCAAGGCUUGUGUGGUAAAGAAAAGAACAAUUCAGAGCAGACGACGAGGGAAUGGAUUUAUCACAGAAAUGCAAGAAGGAGGAAGGGAAUGUAGCUUCCAGCAAGCACACACAACUUCUUUUGUUCCACCGUAUCAUAGUCGGAACAGGGGAUUCCAGUGGAGAGGUCCUCAAUCUUACUUUUAUGGGUCUGAGGCCCAACCUUCAGGUAGAGGACAUCGAGACCAGAGGAGACAUCGAGGCCAGAGAAGAAGGUUCCAGCUUGCCCCCCGAUUUGACAAAAUGCAAAGAAGGAACCAAUAUGAGAUGUCUAAAGAUAGCUACAGCACUUGACCCAAGGUUUAAGAAUCUGAAGUGCCUUUCAAAAUCUGAGAGGGACAAGGUAUGAAACAUGCUCUCAGAAGUCUUAAAAGACACUCCGAUGCAGAAACUACAGAAUCUGAACCAUCCAAAAAAAUAAAUCAUUCUGUUGGUGGCUUCUGACUCAGAUGUUGAAAAUGAAUAUGCCUCUGUCCACACUGCUUUGGAUCGUUACCAAGCAGAACCCAUCAUCAGCGUGGAUGCAUGUCCUCUGGAAUGGUGGUCAAAGCAUGAAGGGACAUACAAAUGUUUAGUGUAUCUGCAACGUCAGCUACCACAGCGCCAUGCAAACGCCUGUUUUCACUUUCAGGUGAUGUAAAUAAGAAGAGGGCAGCAUUAUCUCCCAUAAAUGUAAACAGACUUGUUUGUUUUAGUGAUUGGCUGAACAAGAAGUAGAACUGAGUGGGCUUGUAGGCUCUUUCAGUGCAGUUAUAUAAUUUUUUUUAAUUUACAUUUGUAAGAUGCACUUUCACGAUAAAGAGAUUGCCCUACAGUACUUGUAUGAGGUGAAUUGAAAAAUACUAUUGCUUUUGUCUUUUUUUUACAAUGAAAAUAUUUGUAAUAAAAAAUAACAGCACUAUACACUUUGUAUUCUGUGUUGUAAUUGAAAUCAAUAUAUUUGAAAAUGGAGAA